AUGAACAGUGAUAUUGUCUACUUCCCAAUUCACGAACACCUCGAUUCUUCACAUCUCGGUCAAUUCAUCGGUCACGAAGGCAUCAAUAUCUACAAAAUCGAGAAGGAAAACGGUGUGACGUUGGAUAUCUGCAAGAAUGAGGAGGAAAACUCGAUUGUUCGUCUCACUGGCCCCUACUGGAAUAUGAAAUGUGCUCUGAAUGAUGUGGUUGAAUUGGUGACUAAAAUUCGGAAUAAUAACCAGCGUUACAAAUUCAAAAUUCCACCGAAAGACGUCGGAUUCCUCAUUGGCAAGAACGGCGCGAAAAUCAAUGAAAUCAAGUUGAGUUCGAAUGUUGACGUUCAUUUCGAUCGAAGUGAGAAACCAGAGAAACCAGAUGGUGAACAAGAAGAAGACACUGAUGCGUUUGUCACAGGAAACUAUCAAACAAUCCUCACUGGUCUCCGUUUGAUUUGUGACAGAUUAAGCUCUAAAGGACAACAGACACUCUACGAUGAUCCCAGAACCCUACAAUUCGCUGAAUCUCUCAUGGAAUCCUUCUAA
This is a messenger RNA of Caenorhabditis remanei, 543 nucleotides long. RefSeq lists its product as uncharacterized. Bases 1 to 543 code for a protein of 180 amino acids. NCBI's taxonomy places the organism in Eukaryota, Metazoa, Nematoda, Chromadorea, Rhabditida, Rhabditidae. Gene Ontology annotation, molecular function: RNA binding. The transcript has 3 exons. The record is from RefSeq and is a predicted model, not a curated record.